Messenger RNA from Paramisgurnus dabryanus, 1637 nucleotides. It is a transcript of the gene ndufaf7, whose product is annotated as NADH:ubiquinone oxidoreductase complex assembly factor 7. Gene Ontology annotation, cellular component: mitochondrion. Gene Ontology annotation, molecular function: protein-arginine omega-N symmetric methyltransferase activity. Lineage: Eukaryota; Metazoa; Chordata; Actinopteri; Cypriniformes; Cobitidae. Gene Ontology annotation, biological process: mitochondrial respiratory chain complex I assembly. The record is from RefSeq and is a predicted model, not a curated record.
UCUCGCGGUACUUUGCGUCAUAGACCGAUUGAUCUGCAUAGCGACGCAUAAAGUCAAACACGUCUUAUGUCACUAACAGCAACAUGAGGACUCUGUCAAGACUGAAGAGCUGCUUGUCAAACGUGUCAUGGACCGUAUGGCGAAACAGAUGCCGCUGGAACUUCUCAAUACACAGACUGGAGUCAAACAGGACCCUCCUGAAACAUCUCACCUCUAAGAUCAACUCCACCGGUCCUAUUUCAGUAGCUGAGUAUAUGAGGGAAGCCCUCACCAAUCCUGUGUCAGGCUAUUACACGAGGAAUGACAUGCUUGGACCGGAUGGAGAUUUCAUUACGUCACCAGAGAUCAGUCAGAUUUUCGGGGAACUGUUAGGUGUCUGGUGUGUCAGCGAGUGGAUGGCAGCUGGAAAACCCAGCCCGUUUCAUUUAGUGGAACUUGGACCAGGCAAAGGCUCAUUGGCCAGUGACAUCCUGAGGGUCUUCAGACAGUUAAAAAGUGUGCUGGGUGAGGCAGAGGUGUCAGUUCAUCUGGUUGAGGUCAGCCCAAAACUGAGCCAAGUUCAGGCCGAGUAUCUCACCAGUGAUCAGAAGCUGGUGUGUGAUGAUGAAAAUGAGCUGGUGUACCGCAGCGGCACCACACACGCGGGUCUGCCUGUGUACUGGUACCGCAGGAUUGAGGACGUCCCAAAGGGUUUUAGUGUCUUUCUCGCCCAUGAGUUUUUUGAUGCUUUGCCCAUUCACAAGUUUCAGAGAACAGAGAAAGGCUGGCGGGAGGUUUUGGUUGAUAUUGAUCCUGAAAGUCCAAAUAAACUGAGAUUUGUGCUUUCUCCCAGUCCAACGCUGGCAUCUGCAACACUUGUGCAGCUAGAUGAGAGCAGACGGCAUGUGGAAGUGUGUCCAGAGGGUGGAGUCAUCAUUCAGAACCUGGCCAAUCGGAUCGCAGUGGAUGGGGGAGCGGCACUGAUCGGAGACUAUGGACAUGAUGGAACAAAAACUGAUACGUUCAGAGGCUUUAAAGGACAUCAGCUGCACGGUGUGUUGGAUUCACCUGGGAUGGCAGAUCUUACAGCAGAUGUGGACUUCAGUUACUUGAGAAAGAUGGCAGGAAAUCAGGUGACCUGCCUGGGACCAAUCACACAACAGUCCUUCCUGAAGAACAUGGGCAUUGACGCACGCAUGCAGGUCCUUUUGAAGAGCUGUCAUGACAGAGACUCGAGAGCACAGCUUAUUCACAGCUAUGACUUCUUGACCAACCCUGAGAAAAUGGGACACAGGUUUCAUUUCUUGUCUGUGCUGGGUCAAGAUCGGAUAGCUUUAAAUAAAGGACAUGAAAAGCCUGUGGCUGGCUUUACUGAACUGGUCCGGUAGUAAAGAAUCUCUCACAGGCUAUGAAGAACUACAUCUACUUUCAUCUGAUAGAUGCAACCAUGUGCUGGACUUUGAUUGUCUGAUUCAGACCAGAACAUAUUGUAUAGUUUGAAUGUUUGCAGUUCUUAUUACAGUAUCAAUAAAUGUAUAAAAAAUAGCUAGAAUCAUCAAUUUUUGCAGAAGUCUGAAUAUAAUUUUUGUGUUGUGUAUGAAGUUCUCAUUGUAACUUUCAUUUGAAAUAAAGCUACAUUUAAAUGGCAUUAUAGAAAA